Molecule: messenger RNA, 1443 nt
Organism: Guyanagaster necrorhizus
Lineage: Eukaryota; Fungi; Basidiomycota; Agaricomycetes; Agaricales; Physalacriaceae
Product: cytochrome P450
Exons: 11
Coding region: 1-1443 (480 amino acids)
Molecular function (GO): heme binding; iron ion binding; monooxygenase activity
Source: RefSeq, a predicted model, not a curated record
AUGUCAUUGCAGCUGAAAGAGAUUCCUACAGUCGGGUCAUCCGGCAUUAUUGCGUCUUGGAUAGAUGCCUUUAGGUUUGUCUUUCACGGGGAGGAGAUUGUCCGAGAGGGUUACGCGAUGUACUACGGCGGAACAUUCAAAGUGCCGUUGCUCGACAAAUGGAUGGUAGUUGUUAGUGGGGCCGAGAAGAUUGAUGACAUCCGAAAAGCCUCACACGAGCAAUUAUCUUUCGUGGGCGCAGCCCAGGAUAUUUUCCAGGUGGACUACACGAUGGGCCCCAGUGUCGCGGCCGACACCUAUCAUGCAGACGUUAUACGUAGCUCCUUGACGCGUAAUAUCUCCGCGUGUUUUGCGGAUGUUCAGGAUGAAAUUAAAAUGGCCUUCAAAGACAAUAUACCAAUGACCGAAGACUGGACCGGGGUCCCCGCAUACAAAACAAUUUUGCAAAUCGUGUGUAGAGCAAGCAACCGGAUGUUUGUUGGUCUUCCUCUCUGCCGCAACCCCGAUUAUAUCAAACUCAAUAUCGAUUUCACUGUCGACGUCGUGGCCUGCGCUCACGUUAUCAACCUUUUUCCUUCUAUCUUGAAGCCAAUUGUAGGGUCCGUCUUUACGCCUCGCAGACGUGCUACGUUCAAGAUGGAAAAACUUCUUGGUGUUAACAUACAGGAACGACUACACCAGGACGACGUGCACGGCAAAGACUGGCCGGAAAAACCGAAUGAUCUGCUUUCGUGGCUCAUUGACGGAAGCAACGGCAAUAGCGAGAGGCGUACAGUGCCAGACUUGAUUGCUCGAAUGCUUUUCAUGAACUUUGCGGCUAUUCAUACAACCUCCAUGUCAUUCACCACCGCUCUUUUUGCAUUGGCUGCACAUCCAGAAUAUGCUCAGACCCUCCGAAGUGAAGUGGAGACAAUCAUCACGGAAGAAGGCUGGACGAAAUCUGCGAUGGGAAAGAUGAACCAGCUCGACAGUUUCUUGCAGGAAGCUCAGAGACUCUAUGGUGGCCUGGGUAUCCUUAAGAUGAAUCGCUUGGUCAAGAAGGAUUUCGUGUUUUCAGAUGGCACCGUUGUCCCUGCGGGCUAUCACCUUUCUGUCGCCGCUGACUCCACGCAUAUGUGCGAGGAGAACUACCAAGACCCGCUGGAAUUCAAGCCGUGGAGGUUUUCUGAUUUAAGGAAGAGGGAAGGCGAAGGUAUCCGUCAUCAGAUGGUUACGCCCACUCUUGAUUAUAUUUUCUUUGGCAACGGACGACCAGCAUGCCCAGGACGCUUUUUCGCUGUGACUGAGUUGAAGGCCCUUCUGUCCCAUGUUCUUCUGAACUUUGACGUGAAGAUGGACAAGGUUCCAGAAAGUGGAUCGUUCCUCUUCGACCGGUUUCCUAAUAAGAGCAGCAAGGUGCUGUUCAGGAAGCGUGCGACUAGCUGUGGAGGCGAAUAUGCAUAA